Danio rerio (zebrafish) is the source of this 1829-nucleotide messenger RNA. RefSeq names its product haloacid dehalogenase like hydrolase domain containing 5 (gene hdhd5). The record is from RefSeq and is marked validated. Lineage: Eukaryota; Metazoa; Chordata; Actinopteri; Cypriniformes; Danionidae.
CGCAACAACAGCGCAGACUGGCGUCACACUCCACUCCAGCACCAGCAGGCGCCUGUCAUUUCUGCGCUCUUACCUGCUGACACACACACGCACACACACACACACACACAGUGAUUGAUUUAGAUAAGAGACAUUAGAGACAUGAAAAACAUGUUUGGCAGCUGCUGAUAGCCUGUGAGCUAAUGGUUUGCGGGACAGGAGGAGUCAUGCUCGGGUCAAAGUAGAAACGCCGUUUUGUGUUUCAUUUAUUUGGAAGGAAAGCAUGGCACAGAUGUUUUCCCGCUUGAACAUGUUGGGAAUCGGGUGGAGAGGCGUCAGAUUCAGCAGGAAAGUCACUAAUGCAGCUGUUUCUGCGCAGACGCAGCGCCGCUACAGCACAGAUGUGGAUGAGCAGAACCGCCACUUGUUUGGCCUUCUGUUUGACAUUGACGGAGUGCUGGUGCGAGGACGGACACCAAUCCCGGCUGCUAAACAGUGUUUUAGGAACCUGGUGGAUGGCGAUGGGAAAUACAAGGUUCCUGUGGUGUUUGUGACGAAUGCAGGCAAUGCUCUCCGUCAGACCAAAGCCGAGCAGCUGUCCCACCUUCUGGAGGUUGAGGUGUCGCCGGAGCAGGUGGUGCUGUCCCAUAGUCCUCUGCGGGUUUUCACUCAGUUCCAUGACAUGUGUGUUCUGGUGUCCGGACAGGGACCUGUGGUGGAAGUUGCACACAACGUAGGUUUCAAGAACGUGGUGACCAUCGACAUGCUGAGAGAGGCCUAUCCUCUGCUGGACGUGGUGGACCACCAUCGCAGACCCAAAGACACAAUUCCCCAAACUAAAGAUUUGCCACACAUAGACGCCGUCAUACUGUUCGGUGAGCCUAUCAGGUGGGAGACCAACCUGCAGCUCAUUGUGGAUGUGCUCUUGACUAAUGGGAGGCCCGGAAACCCGGUGACAUCACUGCAUUACCCACACAUCCCUGUGCUGGCCUGCAACAUGGACCUGCUGUGGAUGGCAGAAGCCAAAAACCCUCGAUUUGGUCACGGCAUGUUCCUGGUGUGUCUGGAGAGCAUCUAUAAGAAGAUAACAGGCUGCGAGCUGAAGUACGAGGCUCUGAUCGGAAAGCCCAGCGUGGUGACGUACAACUACGCAGAGCUGCUCAUUCGAGAACAGGCGGAAAAACUGGGCUGGACUCGACCCGUCCAGAGACUCUACGCCAUUGGUGACAACCCCAUGGCUGAUAUUUAUGGUGCAAACCUGUACAACCGAUACCUCAAAGCGAUGAACCGCAGUCGUACGCCGCAGGUCCAGGCGCAGGGUGGUGUAUCCGGUCAGAUGGCAGCAGAUCUGCACUGUGACGAUGCCAAAUGUUCAGGACAGGUGAUGGUGGGAGGCUCGUUUGAACACUGUCUGCCCGAAGCCUGCAGCUCCAUCCUGGUCUGCACUGGCGUCUACAACCGCGACAUGCCGACUGACCCUCAGGAGACGCUCACGGAGCACAGGAUCUUCCACGGACACCGAGACUUCCGCUUCGACCCAAGCCUGACCCAGCCGUCCUUCAUCGUUAAUGACGUUCGGGAUGGAGUGGAGCUGGUCUUCCAGCUGGAGGGUUGGCCCCUGGAGUAAACUAACUGCUGUAUGUGAACUCGCCCUCUAUAGACUGAUUUCACACAGCCGCCAUUUUAAAAGCGAAAUCGAGGCUGCGAUGGGGAGGAACCCGGAAGUAUCGCCUGGAGUCACACAGGAACAUUGUGUAGCUGGCUGUAUAUCACAUCAGCGAAGAGAAAGUGACACAAAUUUAUCAUUUCACCGCACUUCAAGUGACCCGAAGGUCCGUUCUGAAUGAAUA